This is a messenger RNA of Lachancea meyersii CBS 8951, 1332 nucleotides long. The record is from the annotation of a GenBank genome assembly. NCBI's taxonomy places the organism in Eukaryota, Fungi, Ascomycota, Saccharomycetes, Saccharomycetales, Saccharomycetaceae.
AUGGAAGAGCUGAGUCAAAUCAGCCAGCUUUUGCUGGUACGAACCCAGGAAACGCUGAAGCGUUUGGAUGAUUGCAUAAACACCCAGCGAAGACUUUAUGAAUGUAAAAAAAUGGACAAGAAACGCACAGGUGAGUCUCAAAACAGCAUUCAAAAGUACUACACGUACUUAGGUCAGCUCAACGCUCUUUAUUGUAGAACUUCGGACCUGAUCAACUGUCCAGAUGAGGUGGUCAGCACUUCUGCUGUGCACAGCGUUAUAUCGGACUUCGAGCGAAUAUCGUCGAGCUUGGAUGAGCACGUUAGUCCUACUGCAGACCUCGAACUGUCGCCGGGAUCAACUAUCUCUUUUGAACCUCGACCACUAAAGAUUAUCCAGCGAAACUCCGAGCAAUACGACCAAUCGCCCACGAGACUCUCGGCGAGGUGUGCAUCGCCCUGUAAAGAAAAACGCCUUUCGAGUCAUAGCAGCAUUUUGAAUUCCCCCUCUCGAUCUCACCAGAAUGCUUUAUUGCCAAGAUCGUGUUAUACCAGCCCCAGUCGGCCGACGCCCGACCAACCAGAAACGCGGGCUCUGCGUGGUGCUAAAUCCUGCGAUACAGGACUGAACAAGCAAACUAACCCUCAUGAAAACAGACUAAGCUUCUUCAGAGAUAGACAGCGGCUUUCGAUAUCGUUCUUCGAGGAUGAAGAAUACUCAUCAGAUGAGGAGACUGUCAUAUCGCCUAGUCCAGCUGCCUCUCCUUUAUACCUUGACAGCCUCUUUGCAACUUCUGAUUCCAAUGCCCUGCGAAAUAUGAUGCUCAAGAAAACGUGUCUGGUAAAUCCUCAUACCAAGACGAAAACUUUCGAGAUUUCAGGUCCGAGUUUCUCUCACUUUCACCCACCUAGACCGACCAUGGCACAAUGUGGUGCCAGUCCAAUUGGUUAUAUGCCAGAAAUUCGUGCUCAAGUGACCCAUUCGGAUACAAAAGGCUCGCGGGAGCUGUUAGCAAGAUACGCCCUGCCUGGCACGAAAGCGAAGAAGGCUAAAAGUUGGUUUGACGACAACAAUACUAGCGGAUUUCUUCAUUCACUCAAAGUUUUCAAUCAUCAAGUGCUGGUCACUUCGGAGACGGGACUAGAAAAUCGUAUUGAAUCUUCAGCUACAAAGCUCAUUGGCCAACCGCGCAAGCCUGUGAAGAGCACCCGGCCAUCACAGUCAGCCGGGAGUAUACUAGUUCACGGACCAAGCGGUUCGAGAUUUAUCACUCCACCGCGUCACGCAGAAUUACAUUUCAGGGUAUCUCAUGAUGCUCUACGGGAGGCUUUAAACACUAAUUUGGAUAUUUAA